This is a messenger RNA of Ilex paraguariensis (yerba mate), 3331 nucleotides long. Lineage: Eukaryota; Viridiplantae; Streptophyta; Magnoliopsida; Aquifoliales; Aquifoliaceae. The record is from the annotation of a GenBank genome assembly.
AUGGAAGACAUUCAAUUCGACGCAUCUGUUCAAAACUCGGAAGUUUUUCACUGGGAAAAGCCCAUGGAUCCAGAAAAUGGAGUUUCCGCCAUGGACGAAACCGAAGAAUCCUUGGUUGAUUCCAUGGUUUGUGACUCGGGUUCAAGACUUGUCCCAAGUGGAUUUACAAGAUCAAGUUGUGCAGAAGGAGUUCUGAUGUUUGUAAAUGCUGGAGGUGGGGAGGUUUCAGUGGAAGCAGAUUCAAGUGUUAGCUUCUUGGCUGAUAGCUUUUUUGAUGGGGGAGAUACAUUUCAGACUGAGGAGUGUAUAAGUGACGGUGGUGACUAUCCAUUCAUUUAUCAGUCUGCACGUCUAGGAAACUUCUCUUAUCGAUUUCAGAAUCUUUUGCCUGGAGAUUAUUUCAUUGAUCUUCAUUUUGUGGAGAUCAUAAACACAAAUGGACCUAAAGGAAUGAGGGCAUUUAAUGUAUUCAUACAGGAUGAGAAGGUUCUAUCUGAUUUUGAUAUCUUUUCCAUUGUUGGAGCCAAUAAGCCAUUACAACUACUUUACUCGAGAAUCUCUGUGAAGGAUGAUGGGAUGGCUGUAAUUAGGUUUGAAGGAGUAAAUGGAAGCCCACUGGUUAGUGGAAUUUGCAUAAGGAAAGCGCCUAAACUGUCAGCUCCUCAAGUGAAACAUGAAUAUGUUACAUGCAAAAAUUGUGCCUCUGAGAUCGAAGUCCCUUCAGCUCAGAACAAAGUCAUACGAAUGAAAUCGACAGCCAAGUACGAGAAGAAGAUACAAGAGCUAACCAUGCAGUGCCAGCUCAAGACAGAUGAAUGUUAUCAGGCUUGGAUGUCUUGGACUACAGCAAAUGAGCAGCUAGAGAAGCUUAGGAUGGAACUGGACAAUAAGUCAUUUCACACCUACUCUCUCGAUCAAACUGUGGAGAAACAAGCUGAAAAGCUAAGGGGUAUCUCUAGCAGGUAUGAGCGAGACAAGAAAUUCUGGGUUGUGGUAGUCAAUGACAUGGAGCAUAAAGUAAAGAUGAUGAAACAAGAGUACUCUCAGCUCUCUCAAGAAGCACACGAGUGUGCUAAUUCAAUCCCUGAGUUGAACAAAAUGAUUUUUGCAGUUCAGGCAUUGGUUGCACAGUGUGAGGAUCUCAAAGUGAAAUACAGCCAAGAGCAAGCAAAGAGAAGGAAACUCUAUAACCAAGUUCAGGAGACAAAAGGGAACAUCAGGGUAUUUUGUCGAUGCCGUCCAUUAAGCAAGGCAGAAGUCUCAGCGGGUUAUUCCACUGUGGUUGAAUUUGACACAGCCAAGGACGGGGAACUUGGAAUUCUGAGUGGUGGAUCCACAAAAAAAACUUUCAGAUUUGAUCAAGUAUACACACCAAAAAAUGAUCAAGUUGAUGUGUUUAAGGAUGCCUCUCCAAUGGUGGUAUCAGUUUUAGACGGCUAUAAUGUCUGCAUAUUUGCUUAUGGGCAAACAGGAACAGGAAAGACAUUUACGAUGGAGGGUACUGAGGAGAACCGGGGUGUUAAUUAUAGGACUCUUGAGGAACUAUUCAAAAUUGCAAAGGAAAGGAGUGAAACAUUUAUAUAUAACAUAUCAGUUAGUGUACUUGAAGUCUAUAAUGAGCAGAUAAGGGACUUGCUGGCCACAUCGACAACAUCAAAGAAGUUGGAGAUAAAGCAAGCUUCUGAAGGAUUUCAUCAUAUUCCUGGAAUAGUGGAAGCACAAGUUCAUAACAUAAAGGAAGUAUGGAAUGUGCUACAGGCUGGAAGCAGUGCCAGGGCUGUUGGAUCCAAUAAUGUGAAUGAGCAUAGCAGUCGUUCUCACUGUAUGCUCUGUAUAAUGGUAAGAGCCAAGAACUUGAUGAAUGGUGAGUCCACCAAGAGCAAGCUUUGGCUUGUGGAUUUGGCAGGCAGUGAGAGGAUUGCCAAGACAGAUGUGCAAGGAGAUCGGCUCAAGGAAGCUCAGAACAUCAAUAGAUCACUUUCAGCCCUUGGAGAUGUAAUAUCUGCUUUGGCAAGUAAAAGCAGUCACAUUCCUUACAGGAACUCAAAGCUCACACAUUUACUCCAGGAUUCAUUAGGGGGUGACUCCAAAACAUUGAUGUUUGUGCAAAUUAGUCCUUCAGAGCAGGACUUGAGUGAGACUCUGAGUUCAUUAAAUUUUGCAACCCGGGUUCGAGGGGUCGAGUUGGGUCCUGUAAAAAGGCAAAUAGAUGCAAGUGAGCUUCAAAAGAUGAAAAUGAUGCUUGAUAAAGCAAGGCAAGAAUCUAGAUCCAAAGAUGAAUCCUUAAGGAAGCUAGAGGAGAGCUUACAAAACUUUGAAAGCAAGGCCCGAGGCAAAGAUAUGAAUUGCAGAAACCAACAGGAAAAGAUCAAAGAACUGGAAGGUCAGCUUGAGUUGAAGACAGUGCUACACAGUCAGUCAGAGAAACAAGUUUCACAUCUUUCAGAGAGAUUGAUUGGGAAGGAAGAAAUUUGUGCUGGUCUUCAACAGAAGGUCAAGGACCUUGAAACCAAGCUGAAAGAGCAAGUUCAAGAAUCCGAGUUUCGUUCUGUCAUCAUCCAACAAAAGGUUGAGGAGCUUGAGAGAAAACUGAAAGAACAAGAACAGAACUCAGAAUCCAUUGUACUUCGUCAAAAGAUUAAUGAGCUUGAAGACAAGUUCAGGGUGCAAGAACAACAGUUGGCAUGUACCCUAGUUUCAGAUUCUGCUAAUUCAUUAAGAUCCACUCCAACUGAAGAUAAACGCUGUGUUAGAGACGAGACUAUGAAUGAGGCUGACCGCUAUAUUCUGAGGAGUUCAAACUCAACUAACCGCCAAAUGAGUCGGGGGUCUAACUUGCUAAAGGGAAAUGACUUCCGUCAUGACAUAAGAAGGAAAAGAUUAUCCAGAAAUAGUGAAACAGAGAACAUCAUUUUAUCAUCUUCUCUCAAUGAAAAGAAGGCCAGGCAAUCUGACCCACCGAAACCAUUUCCCAGGGUCACAAAAACAGCAAACCCGGCAACAAAUGCUCCACGACGCUUGACUCAUAUCCGAACAAACAGAGAUCCCGCUCAAGGAGUUAAAGAGAUGGAUAGCAAGAAAAGGAUCUGGUCAAGAUAGCAAGGUGAAACUAGUCGAAGCCAACUUGUAAUUGUGUUGUCUUUUCAACUAACAUUUACGUUAUGGAUAAAAUUUUCCUAUCCUUCACUGUGUAGUAGAUUGCUAGUGUGCUUGAUGUCAAACUAAAUGUAAUCCCCCAUAUGUAUGUUAUAUUCUUGAGGAGAAAUGAAAUGUAAUCCAUAUUCUGGGAAUCCUAAGUUGUGACAAUGUUAUUCUUGUUGCCCAAAUUCAG